AUGGUUGCAGUGGGUGCAAUGGUUGCAGUGGGUGCAAUGGUUGCAGUGGGUGCAAUGGUUGCAGUGGGUGCAAUGGUUGCAGUGGGUGCAAUGGUUGCAGUGGGUGCAAUGGUUGCAGUGGUUGCAAUGGUUGCAGUGGGUGCAAUGGUUGCAGUGGGUGCAAUGGUGGCAGUGGGUGCAGUGGUUGCAUUGGGUGCAAUGGUUGCAAUGGUUGCAGUGAGUGCAGCGGUUGCAAUGGGUGCAAUGGUGGCAGUGGGUACAAUGGUUGCAGAGAUUGCAAUGGUGGCAGUGGGUGCAUUGGGUGCAGUGGUUGCAAUAGGUGCAGUGAUUGCAUUGGUUGCAGUAGGUGCAUUGGGUGCAGUGGUUGUGUUGAGUUCAAUAUAA
Molecule: messenger RNA, 384 nt
Organism: Paramuricea clavata
Lineage: Eukaryota; Metazoa; Cnidaria; Anthozoa; Malacalcyonacea; Plexauridae
Source: the annotation of a GenBank genome assembly